AGUCCCGCUUUUGCUUUUCAUUUCCUCUCGCAGUGACUGUCAGCUUCGGUUUCCUCUCUCUUCACUGCUUCUUUCCCUCUCUCUCUCUCUCUCUGUUUUGACGUCGUCGGAGACUCACCAGAGAAUCGGAGACCUUACGGAUGAGCGAGCGAGUGUCGUAGAGCGAAGAGGAAGAUGAAGAUCUUCGUGAAGACUCUCAAGGGUACUCACUUCGAGAUCGAAGUGAAACCCGAAGACUCGGUUGCUGAUGUCAAGAAAAGCAUCGAGACAGUUCAGGGUUCUGAUGUUUACCCUGCUGCACAACAGAUGCUUAUCCAUCAGGGGAAAGUUCUUAAAGAUGGCACAACGCUAGAAGAAAAUAAAGUUGCGGAGAACAGUUUUGUUGUCAUCAUGUUAACCAAGAGUAAGGUCUCAUCAAGUGGAACCUCAAGUACAGCAGCUGCACCCACAAGCCAGGCUCAACCUGCAAGUACUUCCCCUCCUACCGUGACAAAUACUUCCCCUCCUACUGUGACACAACCACCACCUGCUUCUCAACCUCCUGCCCCAACUGCAGCACCGGCCCCUUCUGUCCCUGAACCCACUCCUGUUGCAGCCCCUCCUGCUUCUUCAGAAUCAGAUGUCUAUGGCCAAGCAGCAUCAAAUCUUGUUGCAGGAAGUACUUUAGAGACUACCGUUCAACAGAUUCUAGAUAUGGGUGGAGGAAGCUGGGACCGAGACACCGUUGUCCGUGCUUUACGUGCUGCUUUUAACAACCCUGAAAGAGCUGUUGAGUAUCUCUAUUCUGGAAUUCCUGAGCCAGCUGAAGUUCCUCAAGCUGCUCAAGCUCCUGUUAGUGGGCAGGCAGUCAACCCUCCAGCCCAGGCUCCACAACCAGCAGUACCUGCUAGUGGGCCCAAUGCAAACCCACUAGAUCUGUUUCCCCAGGGCCUUCCCGCUGUGGGUUCAAAUGCUGGUGCAGGCACCUUGGAUUUCUUACGUAACAGUCAACAGUUCCAAGCCUUGCGAGCUAUGGUUCAAGCAAAUCCCCAAAUAUUGCAGCCUAUGCUUCAGGAACUAGGAAAGCAAAAUCCGCACCUAAUGCGUCUUAUCCAGGAGCAUCAGGCUGACUUCUUACGCCUGAUAAAUGAACCUGUUGAAGGAGAAGGGAACCUACUCGGUCAGGUAGCUUCAGGUAUGCCACAGGCUGUGACUGUCACACCUGAGGAGCGUGAGGCCAUUGAACGUCUUGAAGCAAUGGGCUUUGAUCGAGCAAUAGUAUUGGAGGUUUUCUUUGCGUGCAACAAGAAUGAGGAGCUGGCAGCCAACUAUCUCUUAGAUCAUAUGCAUGAGUUUGAAGACUGAUCAAAGUGGUUUUUAUUCUCUUUUUUCUAUAAUAUCAAGACUUCUCUGCCAUGUUGGUCGAGUUUGUUUUAGUGCUCUAGUGUCUUAUUCCACCUAUUUGUUCUGUGGAGUCUGGAGUAGAGAUGCUGUCAAGUUGUUCAUGCCUCCCCCUUUCAAGCACAUUUUCCAGAUAUAUUUUUUUUAUUAUUAUUUAUUUUUUUAAAAAAAAUAUUGGGUCCCAUAUUAUAUAAAUUUUCUGUUGGAAUAUGGAAAUAACGGUUUCUUUUUUUCC
Messenger RNA from Quercus robur (English oak), 1615 nucleotides. RefSeq names its product ubiquitin receptor RAD23c-like. Gene Ontology annotation, biological process: proteasome-mediated ubiquitin-dependent protein catabolic process; nucleotide-excision repair. The record is from RefSeq and is a predicted model, not a curated record. Lineage: Eukaryota; Viridiplantae; Streptophyta; Magnoliopsida; Fagales; Fagaceae. Bases 175 to 1344 code for a protein of 389 amino acids. Gene Ontology annotation, molecular function: polyubiquitin modification-dependent protein binding; ubiquitin binding; damaged DNA binding. The transcript is spliced from 12 exons. Gene Ontology annotation, cellular component: cytosol; nucleoplasm.